UACAGUUUGCAUAUAUACCCUUAGUUCAGUGAUGGAGUUAAUUCAAUCACGAACAAAUAUGCAUGUAUUAAUUGCUCUAGUUGUGAUCCUGGCUGUUGCUGCAGGUGAAUCGAAAAAUCUUCAGAGGAUCGUAGGUGGCACCGUUGCGUCAAUCGGGGAUUAUCCAGAGAUAGUCGCUCUAUUGUUCUCCUAUGGAAAUACUGGACACACACAAACAUGUGGUGGUGUCAUCCUUAAUAACAGAUCCAUUCUCACUGCUGCUCACUGCACCAUUGACCACGCACCAGCAAGGUGGCAAACUCGUGCUGGAUCUGCCGAUGCUACUACUGGUGGUACUGUCUACCUUUCUUCCUAUAUCAUCAACCAUGGACUCUAUGACCGCGUUACAUUUGACAACGAUAUAUCUAUCAUUCGCACUGCUACCGGCAUAAAUUUUGGUGCUCAUAUCCAACCUGGAAGUUUUGCUGGUACUGGUUAUAUUCUCGAAGACAACCAAGUGGUAUGGGCUGCUGGUUGGGGAGCUACUACUCAAUACGGGCCGUUAUCUGCUGAUUUGCAACACGUCCAAGUAUGGACCGUGAACCAAGCUAUCUGCGCGGCUCGUUAUGCAGAGAUAGGUCGUACCGUCACCACCAACAUGUUGUGCUCCGGGUGGCUCGACUUUGGUGGUCGCGACCAGUGUCAAGGCGACAAUGGUGGACCACUAUAUCACAACAGAGUUGUCGUCGGCGUUUCAUCGUGGCGUUGGGGAUGUGCUCAGCCUCGUUUCCCUAGUGUCAACACUCGCGUUUCAAAUUACAUUUCUUGGUUACAAGACAAUGCUUAAUAUGUAUGCUACGUGAAUUAAUACAAUAUGCAAACAUGUUAUUGACAUUUGUUAAUAAAUAAAAUAGGCACAUUAUGCUUUUUUUUUAUUAAAGUAAUAAAAUAUUUCAUUAUCGAUCACAAUCCCUUUCAAUAUGAUAUUUGAAAGUUAUUCACGAACUUCACGUUACAAAUAUUUGAUAUGUGA
Molecule: messenger RNA, 1012 nt
Organism: Diatraea saccharalis (sugarcane borer)
Lineage: Eukaryota; Metazoa; Arthropoda; Insecta; Lepidoptera; Crambidae
Source: the annotation of a GenBank genome assembly